AUGAGUGUGGUGAAGAUUACCUCGGCCACACUACCUCGGCCACACCACCUCGGCCACACCACCUCGGCCACACUACCUCGGCCACACUACCUCGGCCACACUACCUCGGCCACACUACCUCGGCCACACUACCUCGGCCACACCACCUCGGCCACACUACCUCGGCCACACUACCUCGGCCACACUACCUCGGCCACACUACCUCGACCACACUACCUCGGCCACACCACCUCGGCCACACUACCUCGGCCACACCACCUCGGCCACACCACCUCGGCCACACCACCUCGGCCACACUACCUCGGCCACACCACCUCGGCCACACCACCUCGGCCACACUACCUCGGCCACACCACCUCGGCCACACUACCUCGGCCACACCACCUCGGCCACACUACCUCGGCCACACUACCUCGGCCACACUACCUCGGCCACACCACCUCGGCCACACUACCUCGGCCACACUACCUCGGCCACACCACCUCGGCCACACUACCUCGGCCACACUACCUCGGCCACACCACCUCGGGCUAUACUCGACCUUCAUCUCGAAGCCGUGUAUAA
Procambarus clarkii (red swamp crayfish) is the source of this 564-nucleotide messenger RNA. The record is from RefSeq and is a predicted model, not a curated record. NCBI's taxonomy places the organism in Eukaryota, Metazoa, Arthropoda, Malacostraca, Decapoda, Cambaridae.